GGCGAGACAAGCUGGCCAUCCCGCUCUUGAACGCCCUGGGCAGGAAGGUGGACCUCAGCCAGACCCCUCUGGACCUGAGGGACUGUUCGUACCUGGCUCUGGUCCUCGACUCCUCCAAGGACCUGUAAUCCAGCUUGCACGACAAUCCGAUCACCAAAGAAGGAUUCGCAAAACUCAACAUGUACAGGAUGGGUUUACUGCAAACCGUGAAUCUCUUGUCCAACAGAUCAGACUAUGAAAAGUCAUCUGAUUCUCAAGAAUGUUUGACACGAGUGAAGAUGGAAUCCUUUGAGGCACUCACCAUGACCACUGAGGAAUUUGCUCCUUCUGUUCCAAACAUGUCGUACAGGUACACGUGCCCUUCCGCCGGGCACUUCAGGUGCAGGGAUACACAGCUUGUGUUUUGGAUGUGGGGAGAGGGAAGUGUGGAGUACCACCCUGAACACUGGGACGAGAGGAUCCUGACCAACAGUGGCUAUGAACCAGCAGGGCCCCUGUACUGCAUCACCAGCCCAGAGACACUCAUGUAUCGACUGGAUCUGCCUCACUGUGAGACUGAUGUGUACGCAGCGGAGAACCUCCGAGUGCUCCACGUGAGCCGUGAGCAGAGGGAGUUCCUGCAGCCUCAGACGGUGACGCAUCAUCACGUCAGCAUCACCAUACACGGACUCUCACGGUUUGCUCUCGUCAGGAAAAAUAAGUUCUCCAACCAGCGCGUUAAAGGACAGGUGUUGUUCUUCCUAGAACCCAAAGUGACGGCCAAUCAGAACAGACUCUGGGUGUUUCUGAUCCCAAGGAGUGUUCCGUUAUUACAGGUGGAGGAGAGCAACAAGAAGUAUACAUACAUCAAGACAAGCUCCAACUGCAUUUUCAGACCCAAAGCCAAAUAUACUGUGGAGUCUGACAUCCAACACAACUUCCAAGUACAGCCCAAGAAAUACACUUUUCUCCCUGAUUACAGUCCAAGCCAGCAUGCCUCAUUUGAGCUGUUUCUGAGUUCGGGGAUCUCAGAACUCAAUCUGUGGAUUUUGGAGAAGACCAAACUGAAGAUUCUUCGCCGCUGGUGUCGUCGACUCAUUCUCAAAGCUUCCUCUGCAUCAGAAAACAACGUUUCCAGUGACGGUAAACAUGGACUACGAUGGAUCAACACGUUGUGCAACAUAAUAGAACAACUGAAGAAAAAAGAGAUGAAGAAGUUGAAGGGAUUGAUGAACAGCUUGGAGACACACGACCCCAUUCCGAAGAGUUCCCUGGAGAAGGCGAAGGAUGCUGUGACUCUGGCCGACCUCAUGGUGGCCACAUGGGGCACGGGGGACUCCAUUUUGGUCACUAAGGAGUUAAUGGGAAAAUUACCUCGCAAUGAUCAUGCUGUAACCUCAUUGCUGAAUCCCUUCCUGGUUGCGGCCUAGGUUACUGUUGCCAGGGGCAACUCUGACCUAUAGAAACAGAACUCUACAUUAUGGUAGCUAACAGGAGCUCCUUAACCCUCGUGCUGCCUUCGGGUCACAUGACCCAAAGGUUCAUAAAGAACCAUUGUUGUGUUUACCCAAUUUUACCCAAUACAAAAACAAAUAAAAAUAAUUUUCUUUUAACCUUUGCAAUGUGGGGGGUCUGAGACAGCCCAACGGUUAAAAGAAAAUGCUUCACUUUGUUUUUGUAUGCGGUAAAUUUGUCGCAAUACGACGGUGGGUCACAAUGACUGAUGGGUCAGAAUGACCCGAAGAUAACACAAGGGUUAAAACUAAAUUAAUAUGCAAACGAUUGUUAUUAUUAUCAUUAUUACUGUUAUGAUGAUUAUAGGGAUAACUAGUUGUGUACUAAUGACAUCAUGCAUUUCCCAUAUUUUAUAUUACAUACAGCAGAAUAAUGCACCUGUUUACACAAAGCUCAGAACUCAGGAUACGGUGCUUCUAGGUUCGGUUUUAUAUUUACAUUUAGUCAUUUAGCAGACGCUCUUAUCCAGAGCGACUUACAGUAAGUACAGGGACAUUCCCCCCCGAGGCAAAUAGGGUGAAGUGCCUUGCCCAAGGACGCAACGUCAUUUGGCACGGCUGGGAAUCGAACUGGCAACCUUCUGAUUACUAGCCUGACUCCCUCACCGCUCAGUGUGAAAUUAGUUGCUGAAAGCAUGUGCAAAGCGCGAAAACUUUGUUGCACUGAAAUGUGGAGUUAGACCGUUGAAUAGUUUCUCAACCGUUUUCAGCUCAGGUUUUGUUUAGGCAGGGCAAAACCCAACCUAUCUAGUCACAGCGACCUAUCUACGUCAGAUCACAGACGGUUGCAUUCUGUUACUCAGCUGGUACGAUGCAAAGACAAGGUAAUUAACACAUAAAACACUUAGAGACUGCAGGUAGGUCUGUUCUUAUAUCUGCAAUUGAUUUAGCUAGUGUUGCUGUUGUUGCUAAAUUCAAUAAAUUCGAGGGGGCGGAGCUUCAGCUCCUUCAGGCGACACACCCCCCAGUCUCAAGCAGAGAAGACUGCUGAUUUUCUCAAGAUUUCGAAGCCUAAUUUAACAUACUUGUCUGUGUUUUUUUUUUUCAUUCGAAUUUGGAUGGGUUGUUGACAACACAUUCUUCUGUGGUGUGAUGAACUUAAAACUCAUUUUCAGUUCUAGUUUACAGCCACUUUAACUGGGUAAUUUCAUGACCACUGAUAUUGAAAUAUGUGAGUCUGUACUUUAUUUAUUUUUUCCUUUAGUAAUUUAUAUUUGUUAAUAUGUGCCUCAAAUUGUAUGGACUCAAUAAUCGCUUUAAAUACAUGUGCAAUAACUUUUCAACUGUUUCACUCUUAUCUUCAAGGACCUC
Molecule: messenger RNA, 2804 nt
Organism: Osmerus eperlanus (European smelt)
Lineage: Eukaryota; Metazoa; Chordata; Actinopteri; Osmeriformes; Osmeridae
Exons: 9
Coding region: 180-1409 (409 amino acids)
Source: RefSeq, a predicted model, not a curated record